Molecule: messenger RNA, 1627 nt
Organism: Gasterosteus aculeatus aculeatus (three-spined stickleback)
Lineage: Eukaryota; Metazoa; Chordata; Actinopteri; Perciformes; Gasterosteidae
Gene: ssu72
Product: SSU72 homolog, RNA polymerase II CTD phosphatase
Biological process (GO): mRNA processing
Cellular component (GO): nucleus
Molecular function (GO): phosphoprotein phosphatase activity
Source: RefSeq, a predicted model, not a curated record
CGCACUACACCAUCGGGCCGCCGCCAUUUUAACUUCCUGCAUCAAACGAAGACGAGCAAAUCGUACAGCAUCCGUACUCGAAAACGUCUCGUUAUUUAGUGUAUCAAAGGGGGUUUGUCUUGGGUCAUUGUUUUCUAUUUCAGGGAUCGAACCGACUAACGUUACACCAGUAGAGCCUCAGACCGCUCCGUAUCGUUCGGUAGUCAGCCGGAGGGUCGCUAUGCCGAGCCACCCGCUGCGUGUAGCGGUUGUGUGCUCGAGCAACCAGAACCGCAGUAUGGAAGCGCACAGUAUCCUCAGCAAACGUGGAUUUGAUGUGCGUUCAUUUGGGACAGGCUCUCAUGUGAAGCUACCCGGUCCCGCCCCGGAUAAACCCAAUGUGUAUGACUUCAAAACGACAUAUGUACAGAUGUACAACGACUUGGUCCGCAAGGACAAGGAACUAUACACACAGAAUGGCAUCCUGCACAUGCUGGACCGUAACAAGCGCAUCAAGUCAAAGCCGGAGCGCUUUCAGAGCUGCAAGGACAAGUUUGACCUGGUCAUCACCUGUGAAGAGAGAGUCUAUGACCAAGUGCUGGAGGAUCUGAACUCAAGAGAGCAGGAGACUCUACAGUCCGUGCACGUCAUUAAUGUAGACAUUCAGGAUAACCACGAGGAAGCCACGCUGGGCGCCUUCCUCAUCUGUGAGCUGUGUCAGUGUAUCCAGCACACUGAGGACAUGGAGGAUGAAAUGGAUGAGCUCAUUCAGGAGUUUGAAGAGAAGAGCAACAGGCCGUUUCUUCACACUGUCUGUUUCUACUGAUACAAGAUAGAGAUUUGCAAUAAACACAGACUGGGGAUCACAAGCAAUCAAACAUUAGUUUACGGGACACACACACACACACACUUCUUACUCCUUGACCAUCUACAGGAAAGUACAUACAUGUUGUGUGCCUACACAGCCACACUUGCACACACAGCUUUGGGUUAGGACCUAACAAAUGGCUGCUGUUGGACAUACUGGUGACGCGUGUGUCAUGCAGAGGACAGACUCGCUGCUCUCUCUGCCUUUAUUUCUCCGGAUCAAGGUCUGCCCAAGGUCCUCCCUCCAUCCCAGUUCAGUGAAAUCACUCAACCAUGUCUCCUCUGGGAGAGCCAUAACACCCCCAUCCCCGAGCCAACAACUGCUUUACCAGUCCCUCUUUGUUUUGUUAAGUUCAGCCUAUUAAUGCUGAUUUUAUUUUUCUCCAGAUAUUAUAAUUGUAAUUCAUUUAAGCAUACAAGUCAGAUUUUUAUUCCUGACUUGGGACAGUGAAAGUGUGUUUCUUGGGGUCAGCAGGGAAAUUAAUUUAACUGAAAGUGUUCUUGUGCAACCAUGUGUUGUAGAUUAGUUUUUUAAGUUAAAGUGGGUGGGCUGAUAAUGAAUGAUCUAACCUAGACCUAUCUGAGGCUCUCCCCUGGUGUUUUCAAUAUCUGCUCAUUCAUAUUUAAACUUUGAUAUGCAGUUUUCAAAGCAUAGUACUUUUUUCCUUUUGUAAAUGUUUAAAAAUUCAAGCAUUGUAAUUAUUUGCAAAUUGCGAGCUCAGCUCAGAGUGCCUGAUUUUUCUGUAUGUACAUAUGACUAAAGAAACAUCUCUAAAAAAAA